Messenger RNA from Camarhynchus parvulus, 6738 nucleotides. RefSeq names its product centrosomal protein 128 (gene CEP128). Bases 29 to 3460 code for a protein of 1143 amino acids. The record is from RefSeq and is a predicted model, not a curated record. The transcript is spliced from 25 exons. NCBI's taxonomy places the organism in Eukaryota, Metazoa, Chordata, Aves, Passeriformes, Thraupidae.
GGCUCGCGGCUUGUGGACUCGGUGUCCCAUGGAGCGCUGCGGGGGGCCCGGCGCCCGGACCGCGGCCCCGGCGGCUGGCGGCAGGGCGGCUAGUUCAAGUUGCCAUAGCGGCGAGGUUGCUCAUGAGAACAAAGAGGAAUGCUUAACCAUAAAUAGCUUCAAGACACUGAUGGCAGAUUCAUCCAGUGAUUCAGACAACUUAUUUACGGGUCGGGUUGGAAGGCGGCCUUUGAGAGCAUCCCACGGCAGAGCUCAGAACUAUGGUGCUGAAGAAGUUACAGAGAAGAUCCAUACUUUAGCAAGCACUUUGCAGGAUACCAACAGAAAUCUAAGACACGUUGACCAUUUGCUAGGACAAUACAGAGAAUACAACAAGGAACAGACCAAAGCAAUAACAACUUUAAAAGAAACACUGGAGCAAUCUAUAGGUCAAUUGAGGAGCCAGCGACUAACACGAAACUCUGGAAUGAGAAGUGCAUCUCUCUCAAGCUUAUAUCCCAGUGACCUGGAUGGAGAAGGAACAUCAGGCAACCACCACUUCCUGCCCACUUCUCCUCUCAGGGAUUACGGAGACCCACAGGGCAAUAAACACCGAAGGUCUCGAUCUGCAAGUGUUCGGUUUGUCAGUGAGGCAGGCAAUGUGGAGCAGCUGCAUUCUUUCCACCAGUCUCUUCGGGAUCUCAGCAGUGAACAAGUUCGCCUGGGAGAUGACAUCAGUCGCGAGCUUUCAAGAAGAAAUCGGACUGAUGCUGAAUUAAGAAAGACUCUAGAAGAAUUGUCUGAAAAGCUCACUGAGUCCCAAAGACAAGAAACGGUAUCAGAACGAGUAGAGAGGAGACUUCAGGAGAUAGAAGAAGAAAUGCGUGCUGAAAGACAGCUCGUAGAAAGGCGCCAGGACCAGCUGGGCCAUGUGUCUCUUCAAUUACAGGAGGUUUUAAGGAAGCAAGAUGUUAAAUCAGAUGAAACAGAAGAACUCAUGAGAAACAAACUUGUGAAAUAUGAAAGUGAAAAGCACCAGCUUGAGCAGGAAUUGGAGCAGUCCCGGAAAAAGUUGAGUGAAUCUGAAGGCAGUAGAGAAGCUCUUUUGCAUCAGGUUGAGGAUCUUCGUUCUCAGCUUUUGAGAGCAGAAGAAGACCGUGUAGAAUUGCAACAUCAAAUCUCUUAUGCUGCUAUGCAUCGCCAGAGCUAUCAGGAUGCACAAGAUGAUGACAGGAGAAUUAGAGCAGUAGCUGAAAGAUAUGAGAGAGAGAAGCAAGAUCUAGAGAAACAUAUUUUGGAACUUAAAGCAAAGCUGAGUCAUAAUGCUGUAAUGUCAGAGGUAGAAGAACUGAAGAGAUGUAUAGAGUGUAAGGACAAGGAGAAAGCACAGCUUGUUAUGCACAUACAGGUGUUAACAUCUGACCUGGAAAACAGGGAGAAGCAGCAGGAAAAAAUGCUGGACCAGCUAAAGGAGAUACAGAACUGCUACAAGGCUUGUGAGAGUGGACGUAGACAAACUGAACUCCAGUCUGCUGAGUUAGCUCAACAGGUUGAAGAGAGUACCAAGGAAGCAGAACGAUAUCUCAGUGAAUUCAAGCACUCAGAGGCACUCAGGCUGGAGAUUGAGAAAAAAAGAGAAGAUUUGAAGGUGAGAGCCCAGGAAACCAUCCGCCAAUGGAAAUUGAAGUGUAAGAAACUGGAUCGUGAGGUAGAAAAGCAAAAUCAAACUAUCAGUGAACUGAUGGACAAGAAUAGUCAGGCCCUUAAAGAAAAAGAUGAUCUCAAAAGUCAGCUUCUCUCAGCUAUAAAUCAAAUAGAAAACCUGCGGAAAGAGCUGAAUGAUGUGCUUACAAAGAGAGCCCAGCAGGAAGAACUCCUCCACUGUAAAGAGGUAAAACUGAAUGAAAUGGAGUCACGCCAUGUAGCUCUUAAAGAAGAGAUCAAAGAAGUUCAAAGUACUGUAAAAAAAUUGGAGAAUGAGUUGAAAAGGCAAGUCUUUCUACAAAACCAAAUGCAAGCUGAGAAGGGGCACUUGAAGACAGAACUUGCAACUAUUAACUUGUUUCAUAAAAAAGACCAAGAACGACUCCUAGAAAUGCAAGCAGAUGUAAAACAUUUAAGCGCUGUACGUGUGGAACUAACAAACAGAAUUGCAGAAGAGGAGAAAGCCAAAAAGGAAUUACUUAAGAGCCUCUCAGACCUCCAGAAACAGCAGGAAUCUAGUCAUGAAGAGAUGAUUUCAGCUAACAGGCAGCUGAAGAUGGAAAGAGAAAUUCACCAACAGGAGUUGGCAGAUCUUAGAUCAGAGUUACAAAAUGUGAAAGUCAAACAUGAACAAAAUGUUCAAGAGCUCAUGAAACUCCUUAAACAAGAAAAAGAUGAUGGAGAGGCUCAGAUUAAAAUGCUAAAGAUGGAACUUUUAGAAGAGAAAAACAUAGUCAAGGCUCAGUGUCGACAACUGGAAAAAAUAAAAGUUGAGUGUGAUAAAUUGACAGAAGAAUUAACCCAAAAUGAGGAAGAAAAUAUAAAACUAAAACGGAAAUGUGAGUUUGUAAAACAAGAACUGGAGAAAAAGGAAAAACAGAUCAGCAAUGAAGAUCAUUUGAGAAAGAUGAGUGAGGCCAGACUGCAGUUUAAAGAUCAGCUACAUCAAUUAGAAAUGGAACAGCAGUCCAUUCUCUCCAUAAUAGGAAGUGAAAUUGAUGCUGCUUGUGAAAUCUUUUCUCGGGACUCCAUGGAGAAAUUCAAAGCAAUAUCCCUUACACCAACAGUACUGCACGAUCCUCAUCGCUGGUUAGCAGAAACAAAGACUAAGCUUCAGUGGCUGUGUGAGGAGGUAAAGGAAAGAGAAAGUAAGGAAAAAAAGCUGCGAUGCUCCUUGCUGCAGAGCCGAGAACAGCUCAAGCACUUUACACAGAUAAAGGAGACUGAGCAUCAGUCUCUCUUUAAACAGAUUAAAAACCAAGAAAAACUUUUGGAAGAAGUUCACAGAGAAAAAAGAGAGCUACUAGAGAAGACGCAUAGAAGAGAAGAAGAAAUGGGAGCUCUCCAGGAACGUAUUAUGGCCUUAGAAAUGAGUACCCGAGUGGCUUUAAACCACCUGGAGUCUGUACCUGAGAAACUGAGCCUGUUAGAAGAGUGCAGAGAUACUGGGGAGUCCCAUUGCCGAAGGGAGAUGAUUGAGGAGAGGUAUAUGAGGUAUAAAGACAUCGUGACUUCUUUGCAGCGGCAGCUGGAAGAUUCAAAGCAAAGAGUUGGGCAAGUCAAAGAUGUGAAAAUGGAUGCUGAAAUUUCUGAUGUAGAAGUGGCUGCUCAUUCUAGUUGGCAAACUCAAAACAGCUUUUUGUGCAGCUCACCUCAUUCAAGUUCAGGUUCCCUUACGAAGGGGAUGGUUCCUUUGGAUACAAGUGGCACCAAGGAAGAUUCUACUAAUGUUGCUGUUAGUGAAAAGAAGCUGCAAGCAGAAGGAGGAAAGCAGUAGAAUAUUUUAUGAAACCACACCAGUUUUCUCUGUGGUAAAUUCCAUUCCACUUUUUUUUUUGUUUUGAACAGUAGUAAUUCCAUCUGCUGUAGGAGUGAUGCACCCUUAAUGAUUCAACAGUUGCCAAACACUCAAAUGAAAGAGCACCAAGACUAAUUCUAAUGAACUCUUUUGAUAAUUUAGGUGACUUGCACACCAAAGGUUUUCUGAGAUUUUGCUAUGCUCUUGUAUUUGUUUCUGCAGUCCUCUUAGACAAUAUUUAUUGUAUUCCUGAAAUACUGUGAAGUGAAAUACCUGUGACAUUAAUCUUUGCUAUGAGCUUAUUUACCCCUAUACAGGAAUUGUUCUGACACUUGUUUUUUAAUUAUAUUUAAUAACAUUAAUGAUAAUGAAAAAAACAUUCAGAAAUUGCCUAUUACUAUGACAGAGAAUAAUUAUGCAGUGUUGUACAGACACAUUUGUGAUUUUAGGCUCCUCAGUUUGAAAAAAUCAUUUAAGAAAGAAGUGAUAAAACAAAAUUUUCUCAAAGCAAUUAAAAAUUCACAGCUUGGUUUCGGGUUCAGCAUAUAUGUAUUAUAAGUUAUCUAGAAUUAUUCUUUUGGCCAGAACACUUUUAUUAGAUGGCCUCAAUUAGGCACUUUAAAGAAUCUGAAUCUCACCCAUCUGUAUCAAGAGUGUUGAACAGCACUUCUUUGUGGCUGUGAAAAUUUUAAAAGCAAUGUUUAAUGUUCAUUUAUUUAUUCUGUUUUGUUCUCUAUUAGACAAGAUGUGUUAUAUUGAUUGUAAAAUACUGUGGAAAUAGAAUACUGCUCAUUUGUGUUUGAUAUCACUAUUCUAAACAAAUUGGACACAAUUUUGCGUAACAGUGGUCUCAAAGAGCAAAUCAAAGAAUUUUCUGUCUAAGAAUUCUGCUGUCUAAAGAAAUGCAAGUGUUUCUGAUGGUUCUUGUUUCAUUUUCCUCUCAGCUACUUCUGGCUGGAUCAUGGCUAGUGUGCCUUAAAAGACUUGCCAAAGCUGCCAGGGUACUGUAGCAACAUUAACACCAUUCAAACAAUUUUAUUUUGCAGACUUCUGUAAUAUUUAGGAAGCCUAUUUCUUCUCUGAAACACUGUUAUUUUUGAGCACUGUAGGUGUCUCAGGUAUAAUUCACAGACCUUGAUGUGCCAUCUCAAAAGAGGACUCUUUUUUUUUUGUUUGUUUCUGUUUUUGGUUUUGGUUUUGUUUUUGUUUUUUUUUUUUUCCAAUACUCUGAUGAAGUGUUCUGUAGUCCCAGUGGGUGCUCUGGACCAUGCACUUCUUGACAAUCACCUUGUGUUCAUCCUGUUUCAAACAGCACAACAUGGUGAGAACAUCAAAAUCAGACACAGAAAUGAGAAAAAGACUGAGUUUAUUCUCUGUUCAUUUUCCAUGAACUUAAAUUGCUUAAGACUAAAAAAAAAAUCUGACAUGGUUGAAAGUUUUCUUUACCUUUUGUUUGUUGUGUAUUAUGCUGUGCAUGGUAGUGCUGGCAUUGGCUUUUUGCAAACUUCUGGCACAUCUCCUCAUUCAGAGGGUCAAGAAAACAAAACAGGCAUAUCCAUCUGUUCUGAUCUCAAUGGUCAUGACAGGAACAAGAAAAAAAAUCAACAAAUAAACUGCUCUCUACAAAGAGUGUGGAUGUCAUGAAACAGUGUGUAGCUCAAGCCGCAGCUACUAUAAACUAAACUUACUUUAAGUGGAUCCAACAUUUGUAAUUUAUUUUUUUUAUUAGAUCAGAGCAGAGGUGGAAAUAUGGCAUUGAAAAUACUUUAAAUGGUUUGGUCUGCUGAAACUUAAAAAUUGCAAAACAAAAUGUUAGCAGCUUGCAGACUUUAUGGUACCUGCAAAUUAUGGCCAAAACAUAGAAAGGUCACUUUAAAAUAUAUUAUUAAGCAGUAAAUCAUGUUCUCAAAACGCCUUAUGUGGUAGUGAGGUCUGGUGCGUGGAUUGCUGUUGGAUGAAUGUAUACCCCAACUGUUUUACCAAAGUUUAAAUGUUUUUGUGACAUGAAAGUAGGUAAAUAAAGGGGCCUUGGAGAGUCUUAGCUGAGAAGUAAUACCAGAAAUAUAAUGUCCGCUCUUUUUCCUAAGGAAUUUGUAAAAAUCAUACCAUUUUAUGUAUUUAUACAUUUUUUCCUGACUUGUAACUUAGAAAUCUGAAGUAUGUGUUCUUAAAACAGGAUCGCUACUGCUUUAUAUUGUUAGAAAACUAAGGAUAAGCAGUCUGAUUUCCCCCAUUAUUACAUCAAGUAUUGAAUCGACUUCUGUACUACAUAGGACAGAAAUUACUACUGGGUGAACAAUUUUGCCUUUAAAACUUGAAGUAUGUUCAGUGCUCAGUAUAUUUGCCUUUGCCCAUGUGACUGGGUUUUCAUCAGUUUUAUAUCCCUUUAUAAAAUUUUCUCAAAGGGGUGGAAGAACAGAAGAGAUGUCAAACCACGCACACACACACACACACACACAAAAAUUCUUACUGAGUAGACUUAGGGACUCCAAAGCCAGGAAAAUUUUUCUUAAAUUUACCCUCUUGGCAUGGCAGUCUAGAUAGCAUGUAAUAUUUGUCUCCCUUCCACCUUUGAUAGAGGUUCAUAUUACAAAGUGAAUUUUAUUUCCUCUUUACUGAAGGCUAAAGUUCCAUUCAUGACAUUAUGUGAAACUGUCCCUUUGUGGUUUAAGAAAUAAUAUUUUUUCCAUAUUAGUCUGAAAUAAUAUUCUUCUGCACAGUUUCAGUUUUUAAAGUAGAAAAGCAGAAAAUUUUUAAAUAAAACCAUUUGUAUAUUUCACAUCUUAAAAAUUGCUGUCCCUUCUGGUAGCCAGAUGUUUUUAUACUUUAACCCUUUAAUGAUCUAUUACGCAAUUCUUACCCAAAGCAAUAGUUUUCAAUAAUCAGAAAUAUGGUAUUGCACACAAACACAAUGAUGGUUUAAAUCUUUGUUCUGUUUAGCAUUUGGUAAAUCAGGCAAUUUUUUAUGUAUGUACUAAGUACAUACAGAUUUUAUAAGCUAGUAUCAGGCACUCUUUUUUUUUAAUGCUGCAGUGAAAUACAGUGCUUCAGUACUGUGCUUUCAAAAAUGUAUUGGCCCUCAAUUUUAGCAUCAAAUAGCUGUCACAUGAAUAAACUAUGAAUUUUAUGCCCUUCAGUUCCUAAUGUUUUAUAGCAGACUUGAGAGUACUUAAUUACUUGUGAGACUAUAUUUACUAAACAGACAAAAUAAUUUAUUUUUAUUGUGUAAUUAUGUCAUCCUAAGAAGAAAUGUCAAA